Messenger RNA from Symbiodinium sp. CCMP2592, 933 nucleotides. The record is from the annotation of a GenBank genome assembly. NCBI's taxonomy places the organism in Eukaryota, Dinophyceae, Suessiales, Symbiodiniaceae.
AUGGCCUGCUUCGGGUUCUUCGAGUUCUUGAAGCUAGAGGAGUUUAAAGCUGGCUUCACCCAUGAGUGGGCCAAGCUGACGGCUGCCAAGGCAGCGAAGCAAGAGCGGACAAAAGAGCGCGUGAAGCUGCAGGACCUGUCCGAGUUCGGCAUCGACACCGCGGCUCUAGCGAAGCUGGGCAUCGAUGAGAAGGCGCAAGAACGUGUCUGCCGGGCGAUGGUCGUGCACUCCCAUGGCCUCCGCACUGUUUUCCAAGAGGCCUCCAGCCGUGCGAGCAACUCCAAAGCAGCGUUGCAAUUCCUGUGGCGGGCAUUUCAAGCCGUCCUGGAGCAGGAGGAGGGUGGCCGUGGCGAAGUGCAGGAGGCCCGCUCCGGCGGCAUGACCCACCACAUUCAGGUGCGACCGGAGCAUGACAGCCCCGAUGGAGACGCAGAGGAGGAGGAUGCCCAUGAAGAAGCCCUCCCAACGGCUCUGGACGUGAACUCUGAGCACGAGGCUCGGAGGAUUGAGGAGGAGAGGAGACGGCGCUUGAAGGAGGAGAAGCGCGAGCAGGAGAGCGAGCGGAGAAAGAACUUGGGAGGAGUCUUCGCCUUGUCUGCGGACGACUUCGACAAGGUAUACACCGACAUGCCGGCCGUGCGACUGGAUCUAGCAGAGGUCAACAAUGAGUUGCACGCCGAAGUGCCGGCAGAAGAGACGCCAGAGGAUGCGCUGGAGGUGGAAGCUGUGUUUCCGUCGGGGCCACCGCUGCAGAUCCACUUUGAUGAUCGCGGAGACUGGGCAAUCGAGGAGGAGUAUGAGUUCGAUGUUGGGGCCAGAAGCUUCUGCGUUGUGCGCUCCUCCCAGGCCGAGCAGAAGCAGCAGAAGGUGCAGGAAUGUCAAAGCCUGCCUUCUGCCAAGCGCCAGGUGUUUCCAUGGCCUUGCCCCUACUAA